This is a messenger RNA of Aspergillus japonicus CBS 114.51, 2259 nucleotides long. RefSeq names its product Mis12-Mtw1 family protein. The transcript is spliced from 5 exons. The record is from RefSeq and is a predicted model, not a curated record. The coding region runs from base 178 to 2160 and encodes 660 amino acids. Gene Ontology annotation, cellular component: MIS12/MIND type complex. NCBI's taxonomy places the organism in Eukaryota, Fungi, Ascomycota, Eurotiomycetes, Eurotiales, Aspergillaceae. Gene Ontology annotation, biological process: mitotic sister chromatid segregation; cell division.
CCGACUCGAAAGCAACACCGCGCUUCCAGUGACUGCGCGAAAUUUUUCCGACGAGGCUAUCUUUUCUUAGAUGUGAAAAGGUCGAAUUGAGCGACCGGACGUGCGAAAAUCCCGACCAGGAACGAAGGCCAUUGACUCGACACCAAACAUCCCCAGCCCUUUUCGUCGGUCCCUGACAUGACCGUCACUGUUUUGGCGACGCCCACCACCACCACCACCACCACCACUACAGCUAAGACGAAGCGUCGUGGACCAUUACUGGCUAUCGAUAUGGCUACGUCCCAGGCGCAGGCGCGUCCUGCGGCGCCUGGAAGAGGCGGGGGCAGACGAUCGAGUCGGCGGCUGAGUAAACAGGAUAAAGGCGAGGAGAAUGCGACUGCGACUGCGAAUGGUACAAGUGCUGGGGAGAAGAAGCGGAAGUUAGUACCUGUUGAUGAGGAAGAAGACGAUGGUUUCCAAUUUACGCGCAUCGCGACAAAGAAGCCCAAACCGUCGACGGAAAAAGUUCAACCUGCACUUUUGCCGGCAAUCUCGCAUCUGAAUACAGCGCCGCAGCCAUCUCCGAGAAGGGGUCGACCACCGAAGAAGAAGGUGGUGGAGGAGAAGGUGGAGCCUGCUGCGGUUGCGAUGGAGACUACUAUGGAGACCACGAAAACGAGACGAAAAACGAAGCAGAGCGAGGGAAUGAGCAAGAGGACAACACGGGGAGCCGCGAAGGCGAAGGAGACCCAGCCUGAGCCUGAACCCGAGCCUCAACCGGAUCCGGAGCAAGAACCGGAGUCGCAACCUCCAGCCCAGGCGCAGCCCGAGCCACAGCCAGAACGCGCAAAACGCUCGACGCGAAAACGAGAUCAGUGGGAAACGGUUCCCUUGGAGAAGAAGCGGAGGAAAGGCCGACCUAGUAACUCCAGGAAGGAGGAACAGCAGAAACAACAACAGCAGCAGCUGACGCCGCAGCCGGAACCAGAGCCUCAACAACACCCACGACGAGCGUCGCUUCGCAAUGGGUAUGUGUCUCCAGAGCCGCCGCAGGCUGGCACGGCCACGAUUUCAUUGCCGUUGGCCGACACGCCGGUCAUACAGAGGAAUCGGGAGAUGCGAGGGAAGAAGUCCGUGAAGGGGAACAACCGCCGGAGUAGUCUGGGGAUGCGAGGGCGGCGAGCGAGCUCGCUGAUCGACUCUGGGGCGUCCAACGCGUUACCACAUAAGAAGGUCAACACGGCGGAUUUCUAUAAGCAUAUUGCCGCAGACCUAACGGAGCCGCGCCGAAUGCGGCAGCUUUUGAUCUGGUGUGGUACUCGAGCCAUAGGCGACAAGCCUUCUGGGUCGCGCUCAGAGGAUGAGAGCGCUCGGCUAGCGGCACGUGUUAUACAGGAGGAACUACUCAAGGACUUUGAGUCGAACUCCACACUCUCUAAUUGGUUCGAACGGGAAGAGCUGGAUCCUCCCGCGGUGGUGGUCAAGAAGGAGAACCCGAAGAACAUCCAGAAUGCGGACAAGAUCAAGGAAUUGGAGGAAUUAAUACAGAGGCUACAAAAAGAGCGGCAUGCUCUCAAUGCUCUGUUACGACCGCCGGAUAUUCCCCGUAUCAAAAAACAGCCGCUCGAGACAGAUCCCAGCCAAUCUUCACAACUAUCAUCAUCCAAACCUGCCGAGCUGAUCGAUUUAUCGGUACUACACCCGUCUCAGCAGAGAAUAUAUGCCCAGAUCGACCCGGAGACGGUCAAACAACAAGAACAACCACCUCAACCACAACCAUCACAGUCGACGGACGGCGAACCCAUGGACACCGACCCGCCAUCAGCAGCAGCAACAACAGCAACAACCUCCGCAACAGAUACCUUCCUCCCUCCAAUGUCCCCCACCACCAUCUCCACCCGCCUCUCCCGCGUAACCAGCACCCUCGCCCCGACACUCGACUCCCUCGCCGCCGGCAUCCACAACCUCGAACUCUACCGCUCGACCUCGGACGCCGUCUCCUCCCAGGUCCUGCGUAUCUGCGCCGAGCGCCUGGAAGCCCGCGACGCCCGCAACAGCAUCCGCCGCUCGGCCAGCACCGACUCGGUGGCCGACCACAAGGACCUCAGUCUCCGGCCCCGACCCAAGGAAGACCUAGGCGUGAUACUGGGGGCAUUGAGCCGGGUAGAACGACGAGCGUGAUAUGUAUGGUUGCGUACGAUACGAGGGAGUGGAAUUGCAAAUAUUCUGCGGGCAUUUCUAAGGGGAGUUUCACUUUCUAGCCCGAUUUUUCUCUUUCUC